CACAGUCUGCAUUUCCCUGUUCUAAUCUCUUGACCCAUAAGAGGAAAUAGACUUGUUUUCAUGUGAUCAACAAGCAGAGGAACUUACGAAAAGUGACACAGCUGUCGAAAAGGCAACCCACACAGCCCUUGAUUGUCAAACACAUUGUAACGGCCAGAGCUGUCAGUACUGAAAAAGAAAUUGGCGUGAACAUGGAGCAAGAACCAAAGCGAAUAAGAGAAGGCUACUUGGUUAAGAAGGGCAGUAUGUUUAAUACCUGGAAGCCGAUGUGGGUAGUGCUCCUAGAUGAUGGAAUUGAAUUCUAUAAGAAGAAGAUUGACAGCAGUCCCAAAGGAAUGAUCCCCCUGAAAGGAAGCUCUAUCAAUAGCCCAUGUCAGGAUUUUGGCAAACGGAUGUUUGUCUUCAAAUUCACCACAGCCAAACAACAGGACCAUUUUUUCCAAGCCGCCUACCUUGAGGAGAGAGAUGCCUGGGUGCGGGAUAUCAAGAAGGCUAUUCAGUGCAUCGAGGGAGGCCAAAAGUUUGCCAGAAAAUCCACCAGAAAGUCCAUCAGGCUGCCUGAAACAAUCAAUCUAAGUGCCUUGUAUCUCUCAAUGAAGGAUGCUGACAAAGGAAUAAAAGAACUGAAGCUGGAAAAAGACAAGAAAGUGUUCAAUCACUGCUUUACAGGCAGCAGUGUGAUUGACUGGCUAGUGUCGAGCAACGCAAUCCGAAAUCGCAAGGAGGGUCUCAUGGUAGCCUCUUCCCUGCUAAAUGAAGGCUACCUGCAGCCAGCUGGGGACACUUCCAAGAAUGCUGCCGAAGGAUUGUCCGACACCCCCUUCCUUGAUCUAGCUGAUGCCUAUUACUACUUUGCAGACAGUGGGUUCUUCUAUGAAGGGAAUUCUAGUGAUGAUGACGUGGUCUUGAAGGAAGAGUUCAGAGGCACAGUGGUCAAGCAGGGCUGUUUACUGAAGCAGGGGCAUCGGAGGAAAAACUGGAAAGUGAGGAAGUUUGUUCUAAGAGAGGACCCUGCAUAUCUUCACUACUAUGAUCCUGCUGGGGGAGAAGAUCCACUUGGAGCGAUUCACUUGAGGGGUUGCGUGGUGACAGCUGUUGAAGACACACCAGAUGCUAAGAAGCAUGAUGUUGACACCAACCUGUUUGAAAUCAUCACAGCAAGUGAAAUCCACUAUUUUUUGCAAGCAGCGACACCCGUGGAACGUACAGCGUGGAUCAAAGCGAUUCAAGUUGUUUCUAGGACUGGGAAAUAAAGACCAGACUCCAGCGGAAAACCAAACUGAGCACUCCUAGCAAAAGGGAAUUUUAACCUGGAGCCCUGGGAAAUGAUUCCAUCCAUUGUCUCCUCUUCCUGAGGCUGGUGGGCAGUUUAAUGUCUGCAAUGGCUACUAACAAACUAACAAACUCCCCACAAUUGUAGCUGAGAGAUUUUACUCAUUUAAAGUAUGUCUUAAAUAUGUCUUACUAAUUGGUGCAUCUUUUUUAUUAUUAGCAUCUCCUGUGAAGGUGACAACUUGUGCUGUUUUGGUUUUUUUGGACUCAUUGAUGAUAGUGACAGUUUUACCAUUACUGUGGUUGGGGCCAGGAUCCUGCCACAGAUGUAAAUAAA
Molecule: messenger RNA, 1609 nt
Organism: Pelodiscus sinensis (Chinese soft-shelled turtle)
Lineage: Eukaryota; Metazoa; Chordata; Testudines; Trionychidae
Gene: PLEK
Product: pleckstrin
Biological process (GO): intracellular signal transduction; actin cytoskeleton organization
Cellular component (GO): plasma membrane
Source: RefSeq, a predicted model, not a curated record